This is a messenger RNA of Linum trigynum, 2503 nucleotides long. The record is from the annotation of a GenBank genome assembly. Lineage: Eukaryota; Viridiplantae; Streptophyta; Magnoliopsida; Malpighiales; Linaceae.
CCUCUUCCCCUCCGUUGUCCAUCUCCUCUCUCCCCCUCACAUUUCACCUUCCAUCUUUUUUCACAGCCAUUUAUUAGAGAUUCCUCUACAUGGUCUUUUCUUCUCUUGUUCAUUGCGGUGUACAGAUUCCCAGUUGAUAAUACCCAUAAAAAAUCUCCUUUUUGCAUUUCUUAUUUGCUUCUUCUUCUUGCCGGGUGUUUGUUUCCUGUAUUUGGGUACCAUUUCAAUGUUUGCUCCUUCGUCUUUUCUGGGUUAAAGUUUUUAUUCUGCUUCACCAACUCCUCUCCGGGGAAAACACUCUUCUGGGUUCCGCUUUCAAGAAGAAAAAAAGCCGUCUUUUGCCCACUGCUGCCUUGUACUGCCCAUAUUCAGGCUUCCAAAACAACACACCAAUUUCUUUUUGUUUUGCAGAAUUCUGGGGAAGUUUCGAUAAUUUGGGUUUUCCUGUGAAUUGGUUUUCUGUUGGAAUUACUUCCUUCGAGAAGAGAGAGAGAGAGAGUGUGUGUGAGAGAGAGAGAGAGAGAGAGAGGGAAGGAGGAGAAAGUGAGGUAGAGAGUGACUUAUGGGGAAGCAAGGGCCCUGCUAUCACUGUGGAGUUACAAGCACACCACUUUGGCGCAAUGGACCCCCUGAAAAGCCGGUGUUGUGCAAUGCUUGUGGUUCUAGAUGGAGGACAAAGGGAACACUCGCAAACUAUACACCUCUUCACUCCCGGGCAGACCCUGAUGAUUAUGAUGAUCAGAGAGUUGCCAGACUGAAGAACAUAUCUCUUAAUAGAAACAAAGAGAUAAAACUUGUCAAAAGAAAGCCAAACCUUGAUGCCGGGGUGGUUGGAAGAAUGGCCUCUGAUUAUGUGCAGAGUAGCCAGAAUGUUAUGGAUGAAGAUGUAAGUAAUAGAUCGAGUUCAGGAUCAGCCAUAUCUAACUCUGAGAGCUGUGCUCAAUUUGGCAGCAUGGAUGCAAGUGAAUUGACUGGUCCAUCUCAAACAGUUGUCUGGGACUCAAUGGUACCUUCUAGAAAGAGAACAUGCGUGAAUCGUCCAAAACAAUCCCCAGUCGAGAAGCUUACUAAAGAUCUUUACACCAUCUUGCAUGAACAGCAGUCUUCUUGCUUUUCUGGUACGUCUGAAGAGGAAUUGCUUUUUGAGAGUGAAACUCCAAUGGUUUCUGUUGAGAUAGGACAUGGAAGUGUUCUCAUCCGGCAUCCUAGUGCAAUAGCUCGAGAUGAAGAGUCUGAGGCUAGCUCACUUUCGGUUGAGAACAAGUGCUACCCAGCAAAUGAAGCUUAUUCCCACCCCGCUAAUUUUAGUCAUGCGUAUAAUGGAAACAACAAGUACAUCAAGACUCUUGAUCCUGUGAUUGAGAAACCUGAGUACCUUCAGGGACAAGGAAUGCUACCGCAGGAACAGCUUAAUAGGGACAAGUCUCAGCAUGAGAAAGUGCAAAUUCUUGGACAUCAUAACUCACCCCUGUGUAAUAUUGAUCUGAAUUGUGUCCUUAACUUCGAGGAGUUUUCAAAACACUUGACGAGCGAAGAGCAGCAGCAGUUGCUCAAAUUUCUGCCUGCACCCGAUACUGGCAAACUUCAUGACAGCAUCAGAAGCAUGUUUGAUAGCCCUCAGUUCAAGGAGAACUUGUCUUCCUAUCAGCAACUUUUAGCAGAAGGGGUCUUUGAUCUAACCUUCUCAGGGGUAAAGACUGAAGAUUGUAAAACUCUCAAGAGACUCGCUUUAUGCAACCUCUCAAAGUCCAAAUGGGUUGAGCACUGUCAUCUACUCAAGAAAUGCAAAAACAGCCCUGGAAAGUUUCCUGCUGUACAGGAACCUAAUGUGGCAUCAAACUUUUCUACUACAGGCAAAAGACCACGUGAGAGCUCGAAGAUCCCAGAGGUGAAGAUGAUGAUGAGCCCGAAAAGGAGUUUAACCAAGGCAGGUUAUGAGAACACUAGUAGGGAAAUCAUGGACAACGAUGCAUCAUGCUUCAGCCCUAAGAGUCUAUUCGCGUUGCCUACUGAGGGAGGUGGAUCCUUCGUGCUGGACUCCCUCCAUUUCGUCGACGAGAGCUCUGAUCAAGACCUGCUACUGGACGUGCCGUCCAAUGGCUCUUUCCCGCAGGCAGAGCUGCUUCAUCCAGCUAUGAGUUUUGGCGGGCAGCAUGCAAGCACUAGUAGUAGCUCAGUGUACCCACAUCAUCUACUUCGUAAUCAUCCCUGAUAAAAAAACUUUAACACCAGGACUUAUAUAUAUAGAAAAUUCUAUAUGUGCAAUACUUUUUUGCCAAACAAACAAAUGAAACAAGUACUGAAAUGAGGCCUGGUGAUGGUUGCUUGCUCUUCACUCAACCCUUUUCCCCCUCUCUUCUGUGUUUUUGCCUCUUGAUCUCUAAUAGAACUCAGUCAAGGGGGAAACUUAGGUGGGGAAUGGGGUUCUUUUUUGUGUUUUUGUAUAGGUUGAGAAGAUAUAUUGUAAAAUAUAGAUGGGUAAGAAGAAAAGAUGCAACCUAUU